Molecule: messenger RNA, 1897 nt
Organism: Solea senegalensis (Senegalese sole)
Lineage: Eukaryota; Metazoa; Chordata; Actinopteri; Pleuronectiformes; Soleidae
Product: cAMP-regulated phosphoprotein 19-like
Exons: 3
Coding region: 157-507 (116 amino acids)
Cellular component (GO): cytoplasm
Molecular function (GO): protein phosphatase inhibitor activity
Source: RefSeq, a predicted model, not a curated record
AUGUGACGUAAAUUUCUUGUGCGGGUCCCUGGAGAGAGAGCGCUCGGCAGCAGCAGUCGUAUGGGAAAGGAAAGCUAGAAUUCUGGGGAUUUCUGUGGAUCGCUCGUCCGACUGGUGAACCAUUCUCUGGUCUGAGGAGAUAACGACACAUUAGAAAUGUCGGGGCAUAACGAAGAAGCGCAGACGGUGGAGGAGACUUUAGUGGACGAGAAGGAGGUUCAGGACAAGGUGAUCAGUCCUGAAAAGGCAGAGGAGGCUAAACUGAAAGUCAGAUACCCACACUUAGGAAAUAAACCUGGAGGCUCUGAUCUGCUCCGCAAACGGCUCCAAAAGGGGCAAAAGUAUUUUGACUCAGGCGACUAUAACAUGGCUAAAGCAAAAAUCAAGAACAAACAGUUGCCAACAGCUGCACCAGAGAAGACUGAGAUCACGGGCGACCACAUCCCUACCCCCCAGGACCUGCCCCAAAGGAAACCCUCUCUGGUGGCCAGUAAACUGGCAGGCUGAUGCAGCAGUGACAUCUCCUGCAGCACCUCCCAAACCUAACCCUCUCCCCUCAAGUCCCGGAGCUGUAACACUAACUCUUCCACCCCCUCUUCCCACAGUUCCACCUGUUCCCCAUUCUCAGCUUCCUCAACCCAACUCGACAAGAUCCCACAUCUUUUUGCUCAGUGAACUGAUACUUAUAUUUUACUUUUCACUCCACUUGUCUUUGUUCCUCAGUACUUCUCUUAAAUGACUGCCCUUCUGUCUGUCUGUCUGUCUGUCACUGUCCUCUUAACCUUCCAUGGUCCUUUUUUUUAAAUAUGUUUGUUUUUCAUUACUUCUGUGUGAGAUACACUGAAAGACAGGAAAUCAAAGUGUGAAUGUGACAAACAGACUGUGACUCUUCUGUGCAGUGAUGGACGAUCAAUACUAUUGUGUUUGCAGACUGAAGAGAGGGGCAUGAAGCGAAAGGUGCAUCUUGUGUGAUUGAAGGCUUUGGUAUAGACAUCAGGAUUCCACUGUGUAUGUCUGUUAGCGUGUGUGUGUGCGCGUGUGUUUUUGCUUCUGUUUGACACAGCGACAGAUGUUAGUCUUUUAGUAAGUUAAACAUCAAAUUUGUGUCAUUCACUGUAUAUCCUCAUUCUGAAUUAUGCUGUCAAUAUGCUUGAGUGAGUGAGUAUAGUAUAUAACCCAGAGGCCAAGCUUGGUGACAUUGAUUGUGGAACAUGGUGGGGGACGUCGUUGCAGGGCUCCCAAAGGCAAACCUGUCUGGGCUUUAAUUUGACUUCAUUGCAGCGCACUGAACAGACAUUUAAACAUGCUUAAAAGCUUGGAUGCAGCGAAAAAAUCUUAGGACGGCAAGUGAUGAUUCAUUCAAAAUAUCUUGAAACUUGUAGUGUUGAAAAGGUUUGCACUGUAUUUCGUGUUGUGCCAGGUAUUUUAGCCUCGGGGGGAUGAUGUAGUCGACUCCUCUUUUGGUUAAAGUUUCUAGUUCCAAGUUGCCAUGAAUGAGGCAUCAUCAUGCUUGUUGACGGUAGUAAACAGGACCUGAAAGCUAAACCCCUGUCAGUAGGGACCAGUCUUUGUUGCUGUGAGUGGAAAAAAAAAAUAAAAAUCUAUUGUCAAAGAAAAUAUAUACUGGGAGGGAGCAGCUUGUAACACUGGGAACAAAGAGUCCAAUAAAUUGUGUUCAAAUUUGGGGGUGAAAUGUAAGUAGUUUUAUCUUAAAAUUGUCCUGGGCUCUGUGUAGUGCUUUUCCAGGGACCUUGCUGACUGGACAAAGUUUACCUGUGAUGUGGGAAAAAUCUAAGCUAGUGCUACAUCGGUCUGAGCUGUGCAUGUAUGUGGCUGAUCUGCUGUCACUCUAUGCCAUUUUGUUUUGUAAAUAAAAUAGUUUUGCACAAAUGUUUAA